This is a messenger RNA of Lasiodiplodia theobromae, 1377 nucleotides long. Its product is annotated as Fatty acid synthase subunit protein. Lineage: Eukaryota; Fungi; Ascomycota; Dothideomycetes; Botryosphaeriales; Botryosphaeriaceae. The transcript has 2 exons. Gene Ontology annotation, biological process: long-chain fatty acid biosynthetic process. Gene Ontology annotation, cellular component: fatty acid synthase complex. Gene Ontology annotation, molecular function: fatty acid synthase activity. The record is from RefSeq and is a predicted model, not a curated record. The coding region runs from base 1 to 1377 and encodes 458 amino acids.
AUGGCAGAGCGCACCAGCGGCUGGAUCCACCGCCUCUUCGCCGACGGCUACGUCGUCCAGGACCACGUCAGGACGGCCAACCCCUUCCACCGCAUCUUGCAGCUGCGGCCCGGCGAGAAGCUGGCCCUGGACCAGCCCAACGAAGCCAUCUCCAUCACUUCUUCUACGACCGGCCGCCCGCUCUGCAGCGUCUCCCUCGUCUACGGCCCACGCGUGCGCGCCACCAUGUGGGCGCCCUCCUCCGCCGGGGAAGACAUUGACUACUCGCUCGAGUACGUCUACAUGCCCGCCAGCAAGCACUGCAGCCUGUUCUCCGACUCGGAGGCGCACGACGCCACCGUGAAAGACUUCUACCGCCGCCUCUGGCUGCCGAACACCGAUAUCGCGGGCAAGACGGUGCAUUCGACCUUCACGGGGCCCGAGCGCGUCGUCUCGGAGCAGGCAGUCCGCGACCUGGCCUACUGCGUGCACGCGGCGUUGCCCGACCUCGAGCUCAACAUCCCCUCGUCAGGCGAUGUCCCGCUCGACCUGUGCAUCGUGCUGGCCUGGGAGCCGCUGGUGGCGCCGCUGAUGCUGCCCGAAGUCCAGGGCGACAUCCUGCGCCUGGUGCACCGGUCGAACAAGUUCGAGCACCUGUCUUCGGCCAGGCUCAAGGUUGGAGAUGUUGUGACAGCAUCUUCGACGGUGCAGGCCGUCGCCAUCGAGAAAUCGGGCAGAUCCGUCGUCGUGCGCGCCGUGAUUUCGCGCGAUGGCAUCCCGCUCGUCGCCGUCACGUCCGACUUCCUCUUCAAGGGCGCCUUCACCGACUUCGCCAGCACCUUCAAGCGCACCGCGCACCCGCCCUUCCAGCUGCGCCUGGCCACCGCCAUCGACGAGGCCGUCCUGAAAGCGCAGCCGUGGCUGAAGCUGGACGACCCUGCCGCCACCACCACGCUCGCCAACCGCACCCUCACCUUCGACCUCGCAUCUGAAACCACCUGGAAAGACCGCACCACCCUCGCCACCCUCUCCACCACCGGCGCCGUCUACCUCUCCGACUCGCCCACCACGCGCAUCGGCACCGUCUCCUGCACCGCCCGCGACUGCCUCGGCGACCCCGUCCUCGACUACCUAACCCGCAAAGCCGCCGCCGCCGUCGGCGCCCCGGUUCCGCUCACUGAACCCGGCUGGAUCGACGACGACAACGGCACCAAAGAGUUCCAGGUGCCGCCGUCCAACGCCCGCUACGCCCGCCUCUCCGCCGACACCAACCCCAUCCACGUCGCGCCCGUCUUCGCCGCGUACGCCGGCUUGCCCGGCACCAUCACGCACGGCAUACGCUGCGGCGAGGUUCCACAGCUGGGAGGCAAGGUUCGUGGGCAUGGUGUUGCCGGGUGA